Oncorhynchus masou masou (cherry salmon) is the source of this 3354-nucleotide messenger RNA. RefSeq names its product carnitine O-acetyltransferase-like. Gene Ontology annotation, molecular function: carnitine O-acetyltransferase activity. The transcript is spliced from 14 exons. Gene Ontology annotation, biological process: carnitine metabolic process, CoA-linked. NCBI's taxonomy places the organism in Eukaryota, Metazoa, Chordata, Actinopteri, Salmoniformes, Salmonidae. The record is from RefSeq and is a predicted model, not a curated record. Gene Ontology annotation, cellular component: peroxisome. Bases 739 to 2634 code for a protein of 631 amino acids.
AUUUGCAUAUUUCCGUUAAGGGACGCCUACUCUGUUUAGUGCGCGUGUGCAAUAACUCAUUUCGCCUUUGCGCUCUUUCUAAACAACGCCAACGCUACAAAAAGCAGUCUAUCCUGUUUUAUUUUUUAAGAGAGAUUUUAAUUUAGGUAACAAACUGUAUGGAUAUGGAAUGUUUAAUCGAUGAGAAAAUGUGCAGAACGUCGGCCAAAUCCAUAUCUGCUUCAUCUUCUCCCACUUGGCUUCCUCUCAUCACCAUAUUUGGUAAUGAGUGGAAAACGCCAGCCGGAUGCUUCACAUUUAUCUGUGCCUUCUCCUUUAAUAAGGGGUACUGACCUCCUAAGGAUUCCAGAUAGCGAAGGCCGAUUGAAAAAGGCAACAACUUAGCCCUCUCCAAGGAUGUCUUCAUUAAGGAAACCUUUUGCCGUUUCACAACGGAAACGGGGAGGGACCUACUUGAAUUUGUCCAAUAGAAACUAUCGUUUACGCUUUCCUUUUGGAGUAGACUGUUUCUGUUGCAAAACCAGACGAAACGUUUUGCAACAGAAUUGGAGUAAUGAUUACAACCCAGCUCUAGCCAUAGGUUCGGGUUAAGGACGGGGUCUGCGGAGAACACCGAUAUUUUUUGAGUAACAAACGCCAUGCGUAGGCUACGUCCUUGAGGAAUGAAAUGACAGUUCGAGGUGUUUUUUAAAAUUAACAACAAGCAAAUCCUUUUUGCGGGGCCAUUUCUAUGAAACAAUGCUGGGUCUUCUUGUGAGAGCAGUGCUAAGGUCAGGCUUGGUGAAGCCAUAUCACCUGGUCAAGCCAGUGUCAGUGACUAUCCUCCCAGAGAGGUCUUCGCACCACCAGGAUAAUUUGCCUAAGCUGCCAGUGCCUCCACUGAGGCAGACAUUUGAGCGCUACCUGUUGAUGCUGGAGCCCCUGCUCAGUGAGGAGGAGCUGGAUCACACACGCAAGCUGGUCAAGGAGUUCCUCAUUCCUGGUGGGGUGGGAGACAGGUUGCAGAGAAGCCUGGAGCGCAGAGCCAGCAACAAAGGAAACUGGCUCACAGAGUGGUGGAUGCAGUCAGCCUAUCUGGAUUCCCGGAUGCCUGUGGCAGUCUAUUCCAGCCCAGGGGUGGUCCUGCCCCGCAUGACCUUCCAAGAUCGCCAAGGACAAAUGAGGUUUGCUGCAAAAUUGAUUGCAGGGGUUUUGGACUUCAAAAAAAUGAUUGACAGUGAGACGUUGCCUAUUGAGUAUUUGGGUGGGAAGCCUCUGUGUAUGGACCAGUACUACCAGAUCCUGUCCUCCUGUCGUAUCCCUGGACCAAAGAGAGACACUGUGGUCAACCACGCUGUCGGGAAAGUGGCCCCUACUCACAUCACUGUGGUCCAUAACUUCCAGUUCUUUGUCUUGGAUGUGUAUAACAGCGAUGGCUCCCCACUGACGGUGGACCAGAUCUACAUGCAACUGGAGAAGGUCUGGAACUCGUCCCUGCAGAGCAACAAGGAGCCUAUCGGCAUCCUGACCUCCCAGCACCGCAACACCUGGGGCAAAGCCUACAACAACCUCAUCAAAGACAAGACAAAUAAGGAGUCUGUCCGUGCUAUCCAGAAGAGCAUAUUCACGGUGUGUCUAGACGCCCCCAUGCCACAGACAUCUGAGCAGCGGUACCAGAGUCGGGUCGCUGCCCAGAUGCUACAUGGUGGAGGGAGUCGCUGGAACAGUGGCAACCGCUGGUUUGAUAAGACCUUGCAGUUUAUUGUGGGUGAAGAUGGUACAUGUGGUCUGGUGUAUGAGCAUGCCCCAGCUGAAGGCCCACCCAUUGUGUUCUUGGUGGACCAUGUGGUUGAAUACAUGAGGAGGAUGGAGGUAGUACGCACUCCCAUGACCCCUCUGCCCAUGCCUCCCAAACUGCGUUUCAACAUCACACCUGAGGUGAAGAAGGAUAUUGAGUCGGCCAAGCAGAAUAUGAACAUAAUGUCACAUGACUUGGAUGUGAACGUGGUCUUCUUUUCUGAUUAUGGGAGAAAUGUUCCAAGGGCGCACAAGUUGAGUCCAGAUGCCUUUAUACAAAUGGCUCUACAGCUUGCCUACUUCAGAAUGUAUAAGAUGUGCUGUUCUACCUAUGAGAGUGCGUCCUUGCGUAUGUUUGCACUUGGUCGAACAGACACCAUCCGCUCCUGCUCCAACGAGUCGCUCAACUUUGUCCAGGCGAUGGAGGACCCAGCGAAACCGAAUGCAGAGAAGGUUUUUCUAUUGGACAAAGCAUGCCAAGCCCACAGAGAAUAUACUCAUAUGGCAAUUCAUGGCCAGGCCAUAGACAGACAUCUCCUUGGCCUAAAGUUGCAGGCGAUUGAAGAACUGACUUCCAUGCCAGAGAUAUUCAUGGAUACAGCCUAUGCUGUGGCUGAACAUUUCAAUCUCUCCACCAGCCAGGCUGGUGCUAAGACGGACUGUGUGAUGUGCUUCGGUCCGAUGGUGCCGGAUGGCUAUGGAGUGUGUUACAACCCCAUGGCUGACCACAUAAACAUUGCCAUUACAGCCUUCAACAGCUGUGAAGAGACACAUGCUGCCAACUUUGGCCGGGGUGUGAAGAAGGCUUUGAGAGACAUGAGGUCUCUGCUGGAGGAAACGGCUAAUGCUAAGCAGUGAAACCCCACAGGGUACAUGGCUCCUCUGUAGGGCUGUGUGGGACUGAACCUGUGCUGGAUGUAGUGGGAGAAACUAAAGCCACCUUGGUAUAUGUAGUGCUGUAACAUGGAGAGAGGAGAAGCCCUUUGCACUGAUUUCGGUGGGCCUUGGAAAGCUUUUGGGCCCUUCAGGUAGACUUGAUAUGUGUGGAAGGAAAGUCCUGUUAUACCCAGGAGACUAUAUCUGUACUUCAGUGAAAAGCGAGUAAGACUGAAGGAAAGUAAGACAUAUCAUGUUUAAUGAUAUGGGUUUGUCCAUUUCCAGAUAGUUGGCACCUUAUGUUAAAGAAAGAUCCACACCAGAUCAUGGUGACUAUUAUGUUUUAAAAAUAUAUAUAUAUAUAUAUAUUUUUUUUAAAGUCUACACAUGUUGGUGCGGUCUUAAAUAUUAUUCUGGUGGUUUUUACAUGCAUUUAUUCAGUUUGUUAUUUCAUAUUUUAAAAAUAAUCAGUUCAACAGUUAAGUUAUUUAAGUAAUGAAAUUGUGUGCCAUACUAUACCAGAUGAGCCAUAAUAAUGACUUGCUGAGUGGUUCUGCUGUGAUUCACAUUGGUAAAUGUUUUCUAUACAACUAAAAAAACUAAAUCAAAGACUGCUGUAAUUAUAAUAAUUUACACUGAGUAUUUAUUUUAAUGUUACAAAACCUGACAAUAUUGAUUAAAGUAAGGAAAAACUGUCCUCCA